Molecule: messenger RNA, 315 nt
Organism: Parathielavia appendiculata
Lineage: Eukaryota; Fungi; Ascomycota; Sordariomycetes; Sordariales; Chaetomiaceae
Exons: 3
Coding region: 1-315 (104 amino acids)
Biological process (GO): mitochondrial respiratory chain complex I assembly
Source: RefSeq, a predicted model, not a curated record
AUGGCGUCUGGAUACGGCCUGAACGGGGGCCCGUCCCGCUGCUUCCCCUUCUGGCAGGAGCUGCUCUCAUGCUACGUGAUCAACAGCUCCGACGAUGACGAUACAGGGAAGAAGAAGUGCGUACCUGCAAUGGAGGAUUACUAUGAAUGUUUGCACCACCGAAAAGAGGCUGCGAGAGUCAAGUUGCUGCAGGCUGCGUACAGAGAGGCCGAGGCCAAGAAGCUACAAGAAAACCCUCCGACUGCUGGACAAAUACGGAAUCUUGGGCUGCUCGACAAGGAGGAGGACACGAAGAAGGUGCUGGGGACGAGCUAG